AUGCUGUUUCUCACAAAGAGUUCAAGUGCGCGGCGCUCAUUGCUGGCUUUGCUGUUGGCUUUGUGCUGUUUGAGCUGCGCGCUGGGCGCCAAAAUAAGCAAGAAGGUCGAAAAGCCGCCGUCUAAUGGCAAUGCAGACAAAGCCGAGCCAGCAGCGGCAGCCGAAGGCAACGAUGAGAAGAAAGAAGAUGAGGAAGCUGACGAUGACGAUGACGAUAACGAUGGGGAGGAUGAUGAUGAUGAUGAUGAGGAGGCCGAGGCGGAGACGGAGGCGGAGAAGCAGUCAACAGCAGAUAAGGAAGCUGCAGUAGCUGCCACCACAACCGGCAACAAGAACGAACUGAAGCCAGCUGUUGAUCCCACAGAUCUCAGCGUUUGGGGCAUGGUGCGAACACUUUGGAGCUGGCUGCGCAGCGAUCUCAGUGAAAGUCUCUUUGGCGAUGAUGACGAUGACGAUAAAAAGCCAGCUGCCGUGGAGGGCCGCACCUUUGGCAAGAUUCGUCGUCUGCAAAUGGCUUUGGUUCCCAUCAUCUUUAAGUUUGGCGUACUCUCCGCCAUGGUCGCGUUUUUGGUGGCCAUUGGCAUGAAGUCCCUGUUCCUGCUUAAGGUUUUGGUCGUAAUGAACGCCCUUGCUAUUCUGGGCAAAUUCCUAACACUGAAGACUAGCCUGUUCGGGCAGUAUGAGCACUCGACGCCCAGCUUUAGCUAUCCCGGCUGGAAUCCACAUGCCAAGGAGUCGUGGGGUCCGACAGGCCUGAGUGGAUCCCCAUCAGGACCGCAUCAUCCCAGCAAGGAGAUUCAUUUACACAUACACGGCAACGCGCAGACCCAGGCACAGUUGGCCGGCCAAAGCUACAACUAUGAGACGCAGGGCGGCUGGGCCAGCCGCAGCGAUCCCUACGGUGCCUACCAGCCCACCGGACAGUAUAAGGAUCAGCACACGGCUGAGGUGCCCAACAAUACGGAUCCGAUGUCGCUGCUGCCCACAAAGUAUCCGGCGCGCAGCCUCCUGAUUCGCUGAGCGGCUCUGACCUUCGGCCAACGACC
Drosophila montana is the source of this 1046-nucleotide messenger RNA. RefSeq lists its product as uncharacterized. Bases 1 to 1020 code for a protein of 339 amino acids. Lineage: Eukaryota; Metazoa; Arthropoda; Insecta; Diptera; Drosophilidae. The record is from RefSeq and is a predicted model, not a curated record. The transcript has 3 exons.